Rhododendron vialii is the source of this 1067-nucleotide messenger RNA. RefSeq lists its product as uncharacterized. The transcript is spliced from 3 exons. The record is from RefSeq and is a predicted model, not a curated record. Bases 95 to 1021 code for a protein of 308 amino acids. NCBI's taxonomy places the organism in Eukaryota, Viridiplantae, Streptophyta, Magnoliopsida, Ericales, Ericaceae.
CAACAUUAACACAUCCAAAAAGGAAAGGGAAAAAAAGAGAGGUGAAAAAUCAAUAGUUGUGGAUCAAGAUUAAUAAGAAGAGGGUCCAACUAGAAUGGCCGGAGCAACGGUGAAGAAUCCGAUCCAACGCAGGAAUUCAAAUGAAAUCGGGAAAUGUUCCGGUGGGCCGGAAAGUAUGGCGGUGUUGAUUUUCGGGUUUUUGGAAGAAUGGGAGGAGUCGUCCGAAAGUUUAUGCAAUUCGGGGGAGAGUAGCGAUUACGGCGGCAUAAAGGAUAUGGACGUGGACGACGAUGAAUUGGUGGACGAGGGUAAUGUCAACAAUAUUGUUGAGGUAGACAAGGCAUUCUGGGAAUCAAAUGAACAAAAUCUCAAGGCGACGAUGUGUAGGAGCAGUUCAAUUGAAACGAAGAUUAGGCAUGCCACAAAAGAAGCUCUGAGGGAAUUAAGAUUGGCCGGAAAUGAGUGUGGUUGCCGGAGACCGGUGGCUGCCGACGGUUGCCGGAAUUGUUUGCAAAGAGGGAUUUCAGAUCGCCUCCGAUUGGCUGGUUACAAUUGUGGCAUUUGUAAAUCCAAGUGGAGGAGCUCACCGGAUAUCCCCUCAGGGGAGCACAGUUAUUUGGAAGUGAUGGACAACUCAAACCCCAAGAAAGGGGAAGUGAAAGUGGUUAUCGAAUUGAAUUUCAGGGCGGAAUUCGAGAUUGCAAGAGCUAAUGAAGAUUACAACCGAUUAAUUAGCAAAUUGCCCGAAUUAUUCGUUGGUAAAGCAGAGAGGUUAAAAGCCGUAAUUAAGAUUCUGUGUUCGGGAACCAAGAAGUGCAUGAAAGACCGAAAGAUGCACAUGGGUCCGUGGAGGAAGCACAAGUACGUGCAGGCCAAGUGGUUCGGGACGUGUGAGAGGUUGACCUUGCCUGCGACCCAACCCGUCGGGAUCUCCGGGCAGCAACCCAAGCCAAGGGCUUCCUUGUUGACCUUUGAUUUGGGGGAGACUUUGCCUGUUUUGCAUUGUACAGCAGUUAAUUAAAAUUAUGUAUAUAUCUUUUUGAAUAAAUUUCGGAAUAUGACAAAAA